UAAAAUAUAUACAAUACAUUUAAGAGUAUGACAAAUACGUAUGUAAAAAAAAUAAAAAUAAAAAAUAUCUCUAAUAUAGAUAUUUGAGUAUAGAUAACGUAAUUUAGAGGAUAUUGUUGAAGAGGAAGAAAUAUAGAAAAUAUAAUCUUUUAGAGGAGACUGUAAAGAAUGGAUAUAGAAGAUAAAUAUAGAGGAUGUUGCUGGAGACAGCCUAAAACAACCAAAAACCAACCUGCCCGCCGGCCCGCCUCUUAGAGAGUACUUUAACCGGAGACCGUAAAAAAAGAGGUGCAGGUGGAUACUCCUGCGCCAUGGCAAAUUGCAUCUGGCUUUAAUUUUCUCAAGAAUUCACAGACACUUGCUCGCUCACGGACGGUCUACGAAAGAUUGAGAGGAGCCGUCGUCGGGAAAGACACUUUAAAAAUCUGUGCUUGUAGUCAUAGAUAAACAAAAGCAAACUGCUGCUCUACAAGUAAACACUAAAGACUUGUUCGGUUUUAUAUUAUCCUAUUCAUCUUCAUCUCAAUACAAAUGAAUUGAGAUGAAACAAGAGUAUUCAAACAAGGCCAUGAGUGAAUUAGAGGGAUUUAAUCCCCUACUGUACAAAUUUAUAAGGGGGAAAUUUAAUCCUCUCAAAUCUCUUUUAAUCUACCCCUAACCGAACAAGCCUUAAGGUGAUGUUUGGUUUCUAAAGACUAAUUUCUAAUCUCUCUAUUUUAUUUUAAUUCAUAAAUUUUCAAAUACGGAGUUUUCGUAUUUAAUAGUUUAUGGACUAAAAUGAAAUAGAAUGAAAGAACUAAAAACUACUCCAUAGAAACCAAGCACCCACUAAAAAUACUCUUUUCUUCCAAAUUACAAAUUAUUAUAGCUUCUCAUUUCUAGUUAGAUAAAGCUUCUCAUACACGUCUAGAAACACAUUCUAAUGAUUCUAUCUAUAUAUAUAUAGGAAAACUUAUAUAUGUAAAAAACAUCACGACAGCGUAUUUACAGUAUACAUACAUACUUUCUUCAUCCAAAAAAGCGAUUGUAGAGAAAUUUCUUGUUAAAGCACGUUAGUUUUGGAUAAAUCUAUUUUAAAAACAGACUAAUAUUUCUUUUACUAAAUAUAUACUGCUAAAAGCAUCAUAAAAACAAUUUCAUACCAUUGUUACUUUACUUGGCGUCGUCGUACAAAUUAAUAUUUUGUACUCAUGUAUUUUUCAAAAUUAAUACAGUACAUUUUAAAUGAGAAUGUGACUAGAUAAUUGUAUUUUUAGGGACCUGACAAGAUAAGAAAAGAAAAAAAAAGUGAGUAGUAGCACCGCUGUCUGUUGCUGCUGUCCUGUCCUCUUCUCACUCUGCACGAACCACUUCAGGUCCAGGAGCAGCAGGAGUACAUAGGCUACCUGCUGUACUAGGCACCUAGCUAUUAGCAGCAGCUGCCGCGCGCGGCUACUAUAUAUCCCCAUAAACACCUUAUCCCCUCUCUACCUCUCUCCACUGCAUGCCUCGCUAUCUCCUCCUCCUCCUCAGCAGCAGCUCUGCAAUGCCAAGGGCGCCUUAGCCGAGUUCCUCCCGAGUCCAGACUGGUGGUGGCGAUAAGGUUGUCGCGAGGGGUUCCGCGCGCGGUGCUGCGCUGCCCAGAGCUCGGUUAGCUUCGGGGCGGCGGCAGCCCGGCAGCCAUGGCGCCCAAGGCGGGGAAGGCCAAGCCCAAGGCCAGGGGCGACAGGAAGAAGAAGGAGGAGAAAGUGCUGCCCACCGUGCUGGACGUCACCGUUGAGACGCCGGACUACACGCUGCUCACGCUCAAGGGCAUAUCAACGGACAGGAUCCUCGACAUCCGGAAGCUCCUGGCCGUCCACGUGGACACCUGCCACCUCACCAGCUUCUCCCUGUCCCACGAGGUCCGUGGGGGCCAGCUCAAGGACACGGUGGAGAUCGCCGCCCUCAAGCCCUGCCACCUCACCAUCGUCGAAGAGGACUACACGGAGGAGCUCGCCGUCGCGCACGUGCGUCGCCUGCUCGACAUCGUCGCCUGCACCACCGUGUUCGGGGCGAAGAAGCCCGAGCCGAAGCCCGAUGCGGCGGAUGCCGCGGCCGAGUCCGCCAAAGCCGGCUCGCCCUCGCCCGGUAAGACGGCGCCCGGCGGCGGCGAGGAGCCCAUGUACCCGCCGCCGAAGCUGGAGCAGUUCUACGAUUUCUUCACCUUCUCGCACCUCACGCCGCCGCUGCACUACAUUCGGAGGUCGUCCCGCCCAUUCGUUGAUGACAAGAGAGAAGACGACUUCUUCCAGAUCGAUGUGCGAGUUUGUAACGGGAAACCCGUGACGAUUGUGGCAUCCCAAGAAGGAUUCUACCCUGCAGGGAAGCGAGCACUCAUCAGCCGCUCCCUCGUUGGACUGUUGCAGCAGACAAGCCGUGCAUUUGAUGGAGCCUACAAGGCUCUGAUGAAGGCAUUUGUCGAGCACAACAAGUUUGGAAAUCUACCUUAUGGGUUCCGAUCAAACACAUGGGUGGCUCCCCCUGUCGUUGCCGACUCACCAUCAGUGUUCCCACCUCUCCCAACCGAAGAUGAAACCUGGGGUGGCAGUGGUGGUGGUCAAGGAAGAGACGGAAAGCACGACCAUAGACCAUGGGUGAAAGAAUUUGCCAUUCUUGCUGCAAUGCCUUGCAAAACAGCUGAGGAGAGGCAAAUCAGAGACAGAAAGGCUUUCCUACUCCACAGUUUGUUUGUGGAUGUUGCAGUCCUCAAAGCUGUUGCAUCUAUCCAGCAACUGAUUUCCAACCAUACAAGUUUACAUGAAACAGAGAAUGGCACCAUCGGUUCAGUUUUGCACACCGAGCAAGUAGGUGAUAUGAAAAUAAUGAUCACAAAGGACAAAACAGAUGCAAGCUCCAAGCUAGAUGUCAAAUUGGAUGGAAGUCAGGCUCCAGGGAUGUCUUCUGAUGAGCUUGCUCAGAGAAACUUGUUGAAAGGCAUCACUGCUGAUGAGAGUGCAACAGUACAUGAUACAGCCACUCUUGGUGUGGUUAUUGUAAAGCAUUGUGGGUAUACAGCUGUUGUCCAAGUUCCAGUAGAUACUGAACUGCCAGCUGCUUCUGUAGCACAGCAGGAGAUCCACAUUGAAGACCAGCCUGAAGGAGGUAGCAAUGCUCUUAAUGUCAACAGCUUAAGGAUGCUGCUUCAUAAGUCAUGUGCUCAAGCACCUGGAGUUCAACGGUUGCAGACUAGUGAUCCUCAAGACAAUGAGGCUACUCAAACUUUUGUCCGGAAGAUAUUAACAGACAGCCUGCAGAAGCUUGAAAAUGAGGUUCCGAUAGUAACAAGACCUAUCAGAUGGGAACUUGGUGCUUGUUGGGUACAACAUCUACAGAACCCAACUUCCGAGAAGACAGAGACUAAGAAAAGUGACGAGACUAAGGAUGUCCCUACAGUAAAGGGUCUGGGUAAACAAUUUGGUCAGUUAAAGGAGAUAAAAAAGAAGACAGAUGACAAGGGUGGAAAAGGUACAUAUGUAAAAGGAAACAAUUCACCUAAUACAGAUAAUGGGCAUACAGACAACACUGCCAGUGUAAAGGAUGAUAAGGACAUUAUUCUUCAGAGAUUGCUUCCGGAAGCAGCUUUCCAAAGACUGAAGGAAUCAGAAACUGGACUUCAUGUUAAGUCACUGGAUGAACUGAUUGAGAUGUCACAUAAAUAUUAUGAUGAUACCGCGCUACCCAAAUUGGUUGCAGACUUUGGCUCACUUGAGCUUUCCCCUGUUGAUGGAAGGACAUUAACAGAUUUUAUGCACACUAGGGGCCUCCAGAUGCGGUCACUGGGACGAGUGGUUGAGCUUUCGGAUAAGCUUCCACAUAUACAGUCCUUGUGUAUACAUGAGAUGGUAGUUCGAGCAUUUAAGCACAUAGUUCGGGCUGUUAUUGCAGCUGUUGAUGAUAUAAAUGAUAUGGCAGACUCAGUUGCGUCAUGUUUAAAUAUUUUGUUGGGACCAUUUCUGGAGGAAAACAAUGACAAAGAUUGUGGUGAGGAUCAUAAUCUCAGGAAAAGGUGGCUGGAGGUCUUUUUGAUAAAGAGAUUUGGUUGGAAGUGGAAAGAUGAAUAUUGUCUUGAUCUAAGAAAAUAUGCCAUUCUCCGUGGUCUCUGCCAUAAGGUAGGACUUGAGUUAAUAACAAAAGAUUAUGACAUGGAUAUGCCAAACCCAUUCAGAAAGUCGGAUAUUAUCAGUGUUGUUCCUAUCUACAAGCAUGUUGCAUGCUCAUCAGCUGAUGGCCGCACCCUGCUGGAGUCAUCCAAGACUUUCCUGGAUAAAGGGAAACUUGAGGAUGCUGUUAGCUACGGCACAAAAGCUCUUGCAAAACUUGUUGCUGUUUGUGGUCCUUAUCAUAGAAUGACGGCAGGAGCAUACAGCCUUCUUGCAGUAGUGCUUUAUCAUACUGGUGACUUCAACCAGGCAACCAUCUAUCAACAGAAGGCUUUAGAUAUUAAUGAGAGGGAACUUGGACUUGACCACCCAGAUACAAUGAAAAGCUAUGGAGAUCUUGCUGUUUUCUACUAUCGCCUGCAACAUACAGAACUAGCAUUAAAGUAUGUCAAUCGUGCCCUAUAUCUUUUGCACCUUACAUGUGGCCCUUCUCAUCCUAACACCGCUGCAACUUAUAUCAAUGUUGCGAUGAUGGAAGAAGGGUUGGGCAAUGUCCAUGUUGCACUCCGUUACCUGCACGAAGCUCUAAAAUGUAACCAACGGUUGCUUGGCGCUGAUCACAUACAGACUGCGGCAAGUUAUCAUGCUAUUGCUAUUGCUUUGUCUUUAAUGGAAGCGUACUCAUUGAGUGUCCAACAUGAAAAGACCACGCUAAGGAUACUUCAAGCAAAGCUUGGAUCCGAGGAUCUUCGGACCCAGGAUGCUUCUGCUUGGCUGGAAUACUUUGAAUCCAAGGCACUAGAGCAGCAGGAAGCAGCACGAAAUGGUACUCCAAAGCCUGAUGCUUCAAUAGCAAGCAGAGGACAUCUGAGUGUAUCAGAUCUUUUGGAUUAUAUCAACCCGGAUGAUGAGCUCAAGGCUAAGGAAAUGCAAAGGAAACAAGUCCGUGCUAAGAUCAAAGGUCGCACUGGGCAAAACCAAUCUGAACUUGUUGAUGAUGAAGAUCAAAGGAGUCCUGCACCUAACAAUGAUAAAAAUUUAUUAACCGAGAAUGGAAACUCUGGAGUAAAAGAGAAUGGAACCUUUGUUGAGCAUGUGAAAGAUGAAAUAUCAAGUGACACUGCAAUCCACAUACCUCAAGAUGGUUUUACUGAAGAGUGCACAUCUGAUGAGGGGUGGCAAGCGGCUGUUCCAAAGGGGCGAUCCACAGGGAGCCGCAGAACUGGUGCAGGCACGAGGAGGCCAAAUCUGGCAAAAAUUAAUACUAGUUCACUAAACAGUGAGAAUGGAAGAUACAAAGGAAGAGGUAUAUCUAACUUCUCUUCCCCUCGAGUUUCACCUAGUGAGGCUGCAGUUUCUAUUGGUUCUAGACCUCUUGCAAAGAAAUUGGCUAAGAGUUCAAGCUUCAAUUCCAAAGCAGUUAGCACUGCCGUCUCAUCGAAUACUGGUGAGAAUUCUUUCAAUCUCAACUCCAAGCCAGCAAGCCCUGCCAUUGCCACAGCUGCUGCCAAGGUGAUACCAUCCACAACACCAAGUGCUAGUCAAACAGUAAGGAAGUCACUUUCAUACAAGGAGGUAGCAAUAGCUGCACCAGGGACUCUUGCCAAAGCAUCGAGUGAUGUACACACAGAAGAAAAAGAUACAGGUGACCAAGGUGCAAGUCCUGAAAGUUCUAAUUCUAAGUCUCCAAAAGAAAUCAAUGGUCACCCUUCUGGGGAGAAAGAUGGGGCAAUAGAAGUGUCGCCACAGGAUGAUACUUCACAGGUAUCUAAAUCACCUGAUGGAGGUAAACCUGAGCAAACUGAUGUUUUGAUUGGUUCAAAUCAACCAGAUACAGUACAUAAAAAAUCCUCAGAUCCAGCAGAGACAUCUGUAGCAAAGGACAUAGAUCUUCCGGCCCCGGUCAUAUCAUCUGGAACACAAACUGAGGCUGACACCCCAAAUGAUGAAGCACCAACUGCAAUUGAGGCAAAUGAUUCUUCCUCCAAUGACGAUGAAAGAGAUUCAGGAGCAGAUACACCAGAACAACUGUCUAGUGGAGGUGAAAAUGAGAAAUCUUCACUAUCUGAGAGUGAAAAGAAUGAUACACCAAGAGAAGGUGCUAAAGAGACAACAAGUAAACUUUCUGCUGCUGCGGCUCCAUUCAAUCCAUCCAGCGUACCAGCUUUUGGUUCAAUGGCUGUCCCAGGUUUCAGAGAACAUGGAGGGCUAUUGCCAUCACCAGCCAAUGUGCCCCCUAUGCUGUCCAUUCCUCUCCGCAAGCACCCUCACCAAUCUGCAACUGCAAGGGUACCUUAUGGUCCACGUCUGGCUGGAGGCUACAAUAGAUCAGGGCACCGAGGACUUCGUAAGAAGCCUGUGUUGACAAGUGGUGAAGCCCCUACAGAAACAAACACGUCUGGCCCCAGGAUUAUGAACCCUAACGCCCCAGAGUUUGUUCCAGGUCAAUCUCGGAGUCCUAAUGGGCAUCCAGCAUCUCCAAAUGGUCCUUUAGCAUCUCCAGGUGGUAUUCCAUCUUCACCACAGGACCUUCUAUCCUCUCCAGAUAGUACCUUGGAGUCACCAGUAACUGCAUCCCCACAAGUUUCUGAAUGUAGCCAGAUUAGUCCUGAAGGAGAUGUUGAGGGUGUGGGUGUAAAGCAGAACAUGGAUGACACGAACCACCCAGAAAGUAAAGAUGGUGAAGUGGAGCCUGAGCAAACCAAAGCUCCUGAAGGUACAGAAGAAGGCGCAGCGGUAAAAGAUGCUGCUGAAGAGUUGAUUGCAGCCGAGCAGCCCAAAUCCUGGGCUGACUACAGCGAUGGAGAGGUUGAGGUCGUUGAGGUUGCAAGCUAAUGAAAAUACGACCUUCUCAGAUAGCCAACACAGAGUGGAAUUUUUAUUUCUCGAACAGAUGAGCAUUUCUCCUUCUCAAUAGAUGGUGCAUUUUUUUACAGUGCGGGCUUCUCCCGCUGUAUUUUCUGCUAAAGAAAAGAUGCUGCUUUUUUGGGGAUAGACUGAAUUGCCUUCCAGUGGCAUUCAAUGACCUUUGGGACUUGAAAUUUUGAAGACUUUCCAGAAUGUGUCAGCCUUUGGGAUUUGGCAUUUCUUCAUCUAUUUUUUUGCUGCGAAGAAUUUUGGGGAAUAAGAGCACCUCAAAGUAUCAGCAGGGGAGAUACGGCGUUAACAUUUCAUCAUUUCCCCAUCUUGCUCCUGAUUUCCCCCCCUUGGUGAAUGUACUGUCGACUUAACGUCUUUCAUAGUUAUUUCUUUGUUACAAUAAAUAGACUUUUUGAACCAUGUAUAAAAUAUAAAGCAAGAGAUUUUAUCUUUCCACACUUGCGGUUAAUCCGAGCUUGUAUAGCAUCGAAAAUUCGAGAUCGAACUAAAGAAAGCUUCCUAUUGAAUUUCGCUUUUAA
Messenger RNA from Zea mays, 7519 nucleotides. RefSeq names its product protein TSS. NCBI's taxonomy places the organism in Eukaryota, Viridiplantae, Streptophyta, Magnoliopsida, Poales, Poaceae. The record is from RefSeq and is a predicted model, not a curated record. Gene Ontology annotation, biological process: organelle organization. The transcript has 23 exons. Bases 1662 to 6956 code for a protein of 1764 amino acids. Gene Ontology annotation, cellular component: cytoplasm. Gene Ontology annotation, molecular function: protein binding.